Parasteatoda tepidariorum (common house spider) is the source of this 1574-nucleotide messenger RNA. It is a transcript of the gene fuss, whose product is annotated as SKI family transcriptional corepressor fussel. Gene Ontology annotation, molecular function: RNA polymerase II cis-regulatory region sequence-specific DNA binding; SMAD binding; DNA-binding transcription factor activity, RNA polymerase II-specific. The record is from RefSeq and is a predicted model, not a curated record. Gene Ontology annotation, cellular component: transcription regulator complex; cytoplasm; nucleus. Lineage: Eukaryota; Metazoa; Arthropoda; Arachnida; Araneae; Theridiidae. Gene Ontology annotation, biological process: negative regulation of transcription by RNA polymerase II; negative regulation of BMP signaling pathway.
CAAAAUCACAAAUCAUACCAAACUCUACCACAAGCGACAGAAAUGCUUUGUUCAAUGGACCACCGCUAUCAAGUUUCCGCAACAAUGAAGUGAGGACUGUCAUGUUGUACGGCAUACCAAUAGUAGCUUUAGUCAUCGAAGGUUACGAAAGGCUCUGUCUAGCCCAGAUUUCAAAUACUCUUCUCAAGAGCUUUAGCUACAACGAGAUCCACAACAGACGGGUAGCUCUUGGAAUAACCUGCGUUCAGUGUACACCUGUUCAACUGGAACUGCUUCGCCGAGCUGGUGCCAUGCCCGUGUCCUCCAGGAGAUGCGGACUCAUCACCAAACGUGAAGCUGAGAGGCUGUGCAAGAGUUUUCUGGCUGAUACCAAGCCUCCAAAGUUACCGGACAAUUUCGCCUUCGAUGUAGUCCACAACUGCGCUUGGGGGUGCAGAGGAUCUUUCGUACCUUCUCGCUACAACAGCUCCAGAGCGAAAUGCAUCAAGUGCACAUUCUGUGGCCUCUUCUUCUCUCCAAACAAAUUUAUUUUCCACUCUCACCGUCUACCAGACUCUAAGUACGUCCAACCAGACGCAGCCAACUUCAACUCGUGGAGGAGACACAUCAAAUUGGGUGGAUCUCCUCCAGAUGAAGUUGUCUACGCGUGGGAAGACGUCAAAGCGAUGUUCAAUGGCGGGUCCAGAAAGAGGAUCAUAAGUUGCCCAAGUGUCUCCAGGCACGGUGGUAGCGGGGAUGGAAGCAAGAGGCCGAGGCAUUCUUCAAGAACUGACUCUGUUCCUACUAGCACGGAACAGUCGGCUCACAGUAAACCACCUUACUUUCCGGUUGUUCCUCUACCGAACAAAGGCUUCUCUCUCGCACCUGCAGCAACACCAUUUGUUCCUCCGGCUGGACCUACACCCUUUGGACUUGCAACUGGAAAACCCUUGUCACCAGCUGACAUUAGACAAACUUUUGCAGAGUACAUGUGGUCUGGAAAACAGCCAUUCCCUCUUCCCUAUGGUGGGGUCCUAUGGCCCCGUCCUGGAGGUAUAGUUCCUGCAACUCCUGCUGUUGAAUUGAGAGAAGCUCGAAGUGUUCCAGAAUCUUCACUACCAUACAACAUUGCUGAUACAACUACAUUGGCAGAUUCAGGUCGACCCUUAUCGUCUGCCAGUGAAGGGACAUCCAUCUCAUUUCCCGAUCAUGAUAGUCCCGGAAGCCCCCUGAGAUCGACACCUGUCCACACGUCAGCAUUUCGCCCUGUGGGUCGCAGGUCGCCCCCAAGGAUCGACUCUGAUGCAGACACCACAACUGCUUACGGCGGCGGUCCCGAGCAACGGCGUCGUUGUGGAAGUUGCUGCGGCGGCAUGUCCUCCGACGACGAACACGAUGAAGUGGACGUUACGGACAUUAGCAACGACGGCGAUUCCGGAAACGGAAUUGCCGCUGCUCCACCCGCACUCGUCGCUGUUGAGGAGCUGACAACAGCGGCUGUACCUGAUACUAGUGUUGAGUGUGUAUCAAGCAGAAAAACGGACUCCGUAGGUGAUGCAGAUAGUCCAGACAGCAAGCAUGGUAAGACAUUUUAA